Molecule: messenger RNA, 1932 nt
Organism: Gekko japonicus
Lineage: Eukaryota; Metazoa; Chordata; Lepidosauria; Squamata; Gekkonidae
Gene: CDYL
Product: chromodomain protein, Y-like
Exons: 9
Coding region: 1-1845 (614 amino acids)
Cellular component (GO): nucleus
Molecular function (GO): transcription corepressor activity
Source: RefSeq, a predicted model, not a curated record
AUGACUGAAGAAAUCACUAAGCUAGUUGUCUUUGCAACCAGAUCUGACAAGGAGAGUCAGUUUCCUCUAGCCCCCUUACCUGAGGGUAAUUACGGACACCAGCAGAAAGGGCUGGUGAACACACUGCAAGGAUCAGAUUGUCCAAGCUCACAGCCUUCAGUAUUAGCCAUUAGGAGAAGUCCAUCUUCUAAUGCCUCCAACACCACUACACUUUUGAAGGAAAGUAUGGGGAUGUGUUUGUGGAUCAAGGUAGAGAAAAUUGUUGAUAAGAGGAAAAACAAGAAAGGAAAAACAGAAUAUUUAGUGCGAUGGAAAGGCUAUGAGAGUGAAGAUGACACGUGGGAACCUGAACAGCACCUUGUGAAUUGUGAGGAAUAUAUACAUGAAUUCAAUAGACAUCACAGUGAAAAACAAAAAGAAAGCACAUUAACAAGGACAAACAGGACUUCUCCAAAUAAUGCAAGAAAACAAAUUUCUAGAUCUACCAAUAGUUCGUUUUCAAAGACUUCUCCCAAGUCUUUAGUUAUUGGGAAAGACCAUGAAUCAAAAACUAACCAGUUGUUUGCUUCUGCCCAGAAGUUUCGGAAAAAUACCAAUCCCCUCUCUGGUAGAAAAAAUAUGGAUCUUUCAAAAUCAGGUAUCAAAAUCCUUGUGCCCAAAAGUCCUAUUAAAAGUCGGACAGCAGUGGAUGGAUUUCAGAAUGAAAGCCCUGGUAAGCUGGACCGCAUAGAACAGGAUCAGGAAGAUUCUGUAGCACCUGAAGUGGCAGCAGAAAAACCAGUUGGAGCCUUAUUAGGACCUGGAGAAGAGCGUGCCAGAAUGGGGAGUAGGCCAAGAAUACAUCCGUUAGUGCCACAGUUACCUGUACCAGUAACCACUACCAUUGCAUCUGCAUUAACAAUAAAUGGAAAAGGUACAUCUACCUUCAUAGAAGCAUUAGCAACCAAUGGUACCAACAUACAGACAUCAGUGACAGCCAGCAAAAGAAGAUUUAUUGAUGAAAGGAGGGACCAACCUUUUGAUAAGAGACUACGAUUCAGUGUGAGACAAACUGAAAGUGCUUACCGGUACAGAGACAUUGUUGUCAGGAAACAAGAUGGCUUCACGCACAUUUUAUUAUCAACCAAAUCAUCAGAGAACAAUUCAUUAAAUCCAGAGGUAAUGAAAGAAGUCCAAAGUGCACUGAACACAGCAGCAGCUGAUGACAGCAAGCUCGUCCUCCUCAGUGCAGUUGGCAGUGUCUUCUGCUGUGGCCUUGACUUCAUUUAUUUCAUACGGCGCUUGACAGAUGAUAGAAAAAGGGAAAGUACUAAGAUGGCAGAUGCUAUUAGGAAUUUUGUAAAUACUUUCAUUCAGUUUAAGAAGCCCAUCAUUGUAGCAGUAAAUGGCCCAGCCAUUGGACUUGGAGCAUCUAUAUUGCCUCUAUGUGAUGUGGUUUGGGCUAAUGAGAAGGCUUGGUUUCAGACUCCAUAUACUACGUUUGGGCAAAGUCCUGAUGGAUGUUCAUCCCUCACAUUCCCAAGAAUAAUGGGCCUGGCAUCUGCAAAUGAAAUGUUGUUCAGUGGAAGGAAACUGACUGCACAAGAGGCAUGCGCAAAAGGACUGGUGUCUCAAGUUUUUUGGCCCGGAACAUUCACCCAGGAAGUCAUGGUUCGAAUUAAGGAACUUGUCACUUGUAAUUCAGUUGUACUUGAAGAAUCCAAAGGUUUAGUUCGUAAUCUAAUGAAGGGGGAUUUAGAACAAGCAAAUGAUAAGGAGUGUGAAGUUUUAAAGAAAAUUUGGGGAUCGGCUCAAGGGAUGGACUCAAUGUUAAAAUACUUGCAGAGGAAGAUUGAUGAAUUUUGAAGAGAUGUGCAUUGACACUGGAAUUGUAUUUACUUGGACAUCUGGAUUUCGUGGAUGCCCUAACUGAAUUUAAAAAUCUAAAAUAAA